UUUGGGGACACAAAAGGCGGGUAAAUAUUCUGAAUUUUGGUGGGAAGAAACUCAAUUCAACUUAAAACAAAAAAUCUGAUGACGAAGAAGAACAAGUUGAGUAAUGAGUCAAGAAUCAGAGUUCGUGGUCAACGAUCAAUUCAAUCAACUAUAUUAAUCCAUCAAACACCACCAUCCACCAGAAAUGAUGAUCAGAAAACCCCGGAAAACGGAAGGCAAAACAAUAAGCGUCCUCCGAAGAUCUCGUUAACGGAUUUCCUUAACCGGAAGCUCCAGAAAACAACUACUACUACUGAUUCGUUAAAGUCACUCCAGGGUAAAGACAAACCAUUUCUCAGAACAGGGUUCAGCGUGGGUGUUAAGCAAUCUAUCAAUGGGGCAAGUGCUGACCAAAAAUCUCAGGGACCAGAGUUGAACAGUAUUUUUGAUGUUGUUUUUGAACAGUUCAAGCGCACUAAAGAGAGUGAAGAUAAUAUUUCUGUCAAUAUAGAAGAUGAGAGUCAAAGAAGUAACAUUACACAACUAACAGAAGAAUCCAACAGUCCGGAUUUGAGCAAAACAAGAAACACAACUGGAGGUUUGUAUCGUAAACCACUUGCUCCAAAGGGUUUGGUUGUUCUUGGAGGUGAUCCAACCCCAAUACGAACAAAAUAUCAGAAACCUGUAGUCAGAAAUGAGAAGCCACUUCCCCUUUAUAACCACUAUGCAAGUGGCAGUGGAUGGUGGGACAGCGAUAUGGAAGGCAUAGAUAAUGAUGAAGUAGGUUUCAAUGAAGUAUGGGAGGGAGUAGGCUCUGCCACAUUGGGUGGACUCGAUUGGCAUUAAGCCAAUUGAAUCAUCAGAUGCACCAUGAAGAAACCGCAUGUGUUAGGUAAACAAUUAUGGUCUUUAUAUUGAAAAGUCACACCUUUUCUAUAAGUUAGGUACCAUUUGCAGGUCAUAACCUUACCACUAAUCUAGAGGAUGCACUGCUGGUUUUUGUGUAAAUUGAUUGUGGAAUUCUCACUAUAUGUUCCCAAGCACAGUGGAAAUUGCAAAAAUGUUGAAUUCAGAUGCUAUGUUUUCUUUGAUCACCUUAUGAGCCUGUUGUUUACAUUUUUACCUCUGAACUUACCAUUGU
Molecule: messenger RNA, 1120 nt
Organism: Erigeron canadensis
Lineage: Eukaryota; Viridiplantae; Streptophyta; Magnoliopsida; Asterales; Asteraceae
Exons: 5
Coding region: 79-825 (248 amino acids)
Source: RefSeq, a predicted model, not a curated record